This is a messenger RNA of Fusarium verticillioides 7600, 4931 nucleotides long. RefSeq lists its product as hypothetical. The record is from RefSeq and is a predicted model, not a curated record. NCBI's taxonomy places the organism in Eukaryota, Fungi, Ascomycota, Sordariomycetes, Hypocreales, Nectriaceae. Bases 1 to 4779 code for a protein of 1592 amino acids. Gene Ontology annotation, molecular function: protein binding. The transcript has 6 exons.
AUGGAUCCGCUGUCGCUCGCCGCCAGUAUCGCUGGCCUGGUGAGCCUCGCGGGUGCCGUUAUAUCAGCCGGUUACAAAUUGAACUCAAAGUUGAACGAGGAUACGAGCGACACCAAGACCCUGAUUACCGAAACAGCAAACUUCUCAGGCAUCUUGCUGGGUGUAAAGGCACACCUAGAGUCUUUCAAGGGUCUUGAUGUCGAUUUAGAUGCCGUUCACAACACAAUUGAAGACAGCAAGCUUACGAUAAAGCUUAUCGAUGAGUUAUUGGCCAAGCUCUCAAAGUCAAAUCGGAUUGAGAUGUUUAUCAAAGCUGGUGGGCGGGAGGAGCAGGCUGUCAAGUUGCUUCGGCGCAUAGAGCAGUACAAGAUAUUCUUUGUUCUAUGCUUUCAGCUUGAGCACAGCUCUCAAUCCGAAACCCUACAGAUACAAAUGGAGGGGAUUGUGGCUCAAUUGAGCUCAUUGGACAAAAUUCAGAGAGGCGUUGAGAAGGCAGUUGGCAAGUUGGUAGAUGCUGGUCAAAUUCAGCAACAGGAAAAGAUCAUCAAGUGGCUUGGCACACUAACGGAGGAUGAGCAUGAUGAUCUAUGCAAGCAACGCGAUGCAUCCUCAGCAGAGUGGAUAUUGAAGAGGCAGGAAUUCAAUAGCUGGCUCUCUUCCCCAGGUUCAGCGUUAUUAUGCCUCAAUGGAACACAGGGCUCGGGAAAGUCGGUUAUCGUAUCGAAAAUCAUCGAAUCGCUUCAAGAGUCUACGUUUGAGCCUGGAAGUAACGCUGUAGUUUACCACUACUGUCGCUUCACUAACCCAUCCAGCCUCUCAGCUACGAACUUAGUCGGGUCGCUUAUAGGCCAGCUUUUCAAGCAAUCUUCUAACCCCAGCGCACUCCUAGAAGUUGUGAAUGUUAUCUACGAAAAGCAUCACAAACGAUCAUCUCACCCAAGUCUCCAAGAUCUACAGUCGCUAUUUACCAAUGUAUCAAACUACUUUGAGAGAAUUCUCCUUGUUAUCGAUGGUUUGGACGAAAUGAGUGGCUACUGGGAGGUCUUAGACUUUCUAGAGACUCUACCCGAGGCAGAUACCGAGUUCAAGGUUUUUAUAGCGAGCAGGGCUGGAAUGGGCCUUGAUGAUGCUUUUUCAUCAUGCUUCAAAAUCACAAUCACCUCGACUGAUGUUGCAUCUGAUAUUGAGAGCCUGGUUCGCAAGAAGCUCAAUAAGCGCCGAUUCCGCGGAUCUGAAGUUGAGGCAGUUAUCAAAGAGCUAAUUGUUCGUGCUGAUGGAAUGUUCAUCUGGGUCAUCUGUCAAAUCGACCAUCUUACUCGUGUCCGAACGACUCUCAGUCCAAAACUUGUGCAGGCCCUACCUCGCAACCUCGAAAAGACCUUUGAACAGGCCUUUCAAACGCUCGAAGAUGAGGAAGAGAAGAAGCUUGCGAAGCGCAUCUUACAGUUCGUUAUGUUUGCUAACAAACCCCUCGAUUUGUCAGAAUUAGUGGAAGGUAUUGCCAUUACGUCAGAUACAAAGACACUCGACGAUGUGCAAUCCAACUCAUUACGUGAGAAGAGCUACGUCUUCGAGCUCUGUGGAAGCCUUGUUCGAGAAUCACAGGCAACAUCCAAGAUUGAUCUGGCACACUACUCUGUGUAUCAGUUCCUCCAGUCUCCCAAGAUCGAGGGCAACAAGGAAAACGAACUCUAUCUUGACAAGUCCCAGGGCAAUGUCGAGCUCCUCACAGCUUGCAUUCAGUAUCUGACCAUCGAGAACGUUUCGGCUGGCGGAAUUGCCGAAGAGGUAGAGGCUGCACUAGAAGAUGACGAUCUGUACAUCAGCCCCGAAGUGUUUGCCAAUACGCCGUUUCUUCAGCAUGCUGUUAGUAACUGGCCAGCUUAUACUUCAAGGCUCUCAGAUACGGAGCUUAAGGAUAUCUGGACUUCUAUUUUCCUUCCAUUCUUCGAGCCUAGUUCCAACUACUUCAAAUUCUGGGUUCGCAAAGCGCGUUAUCUUCACGGAUACUACAAGUAUCCUCCGGGAAUUACACCACUGCACGUCGCUGCUGUACACGGAUUGCCAAAUCUGGCAAGGAUCCUUUUGGAAGAUAGCCAUCUCAGCAAGGCAACCUGGCAGAUAUCGAAAGCCAAAGUGGGAAGUAGGACGCCGCUACAUAUGGCUAUCGAGAAUGGCCAAAACUCGGUGAUUGAGCUGCUUCUGGAACUUGAUCUUAUCGACGCAACUGAUGAGAGAGGUAGAACCCCUCUGCACCUAGCUAUAGAGUGUGCAAACGAAGAAGCUGUCUCUAGGCUGAUCUUAGCUGGUGCAAAUGUGAACCACUGUGAGGCUGAUGGACGAACACCCCUCUUCAUCGCCAUCGAGAACCACUGGGAUGGUCUCGCAACACACCUCGCAGAGAUGGCGAACCAGCAUACUACCAUGCCAGAUGGACGCGGGCCAUUUCACCUCGCGGCACAAACUGGAAGUGCGACGUGGAUGAAGUGUCUGAUGCUGGCAUUUCCUCCAAGGGCCGUAAACAAUCGUGAUAGUCGUGGCUGGACCCCUCUACUCUACGCCGUUGACAGAGGCCAUUUGGAUGUCGUCAAGCUUCUACUAUCAAAUACGAACUGUGUAGAGGUCGGUGAUAAGAACGGAUGGACGCCCCUGCAUGCAGCUAUCAAGCAACAGAAUGUUGACUGCGCUAUGGAGUUACUGAUCUCUAAUAUUCCCAAGUUACCAUUUUGGCAAUAUAGACCUGAAGAGCCUGUAAGAGGAAUGCAAGAACCUGGCCCUGAGAUGACAGGGAAAUAUGGUGAGGCAUAUAGGUCGAGACAAUCUGCCACGGCAACUAGGGGAGGCCCAAGUGAAAGAUGGAGUGCCUGGGAACAGCAAUCAUCAUCUGAACCCCCCCAAGAGGCGACAGUCUCGUCACCGUUACUUCUGGCAGUGUCGAACAAUUACAAGGUUGGGGUCGAACUGCUCCUCCGACAUGCCGAAACCUACGGUCGAAAGGAAAUAGGCCUACUAGAAGAAGAUGGUGAGUGCCUCAAAGCAUCGAUGAUGUUGACGGAGACAACCAUCUUCAAGAAGCUCGUUCCGGUCGUAACGGCAAAGAGCAUACUGGCUGUCCUGCCUGAUUGUCUCGAGAAGGGUGGAGUGUUCAUGGAGAUACUGAAGCAAAGACUUGACAGUGCUUUUGCGCACCAGCAGCUUCUACCAGAGGCUUUGUCGGAUGGCAGGCUGUCGCUUGAGGUUCCGCAUAUGAUACUGGAUACCUGGCCAGUCCAAGCCACGUCACUUCCGGACAACAUACUUGACAUCGCUGUAAAGGUUGGAAAUGACCACGAGUUACGCUUGAUGAAGCGUCUCAUAGAUGGAGGAGCCAAUACCUCUUAUAUCGACACGGACGGACAGACCCUGUUACAUACGGCAAUCGAUCAUCUCAAUUGGCCCGCUACUACCUUUAUGAUCCACAGUUUGCCUUUCAACAAGGGGAUAUUAUCCAGCGCUCUUCACCUUCUCGUUGACGAGGCUCCAACACAAGAAAAAGAAAUCAUCCCUGAGAUUCUCGCAAUCCUAAAACUGCUUCUCGAAAAAGGCGCUGAUAUCAAUAGACGGGAUAAAUCUAACCGCAGUAUCUGCCACUUAGCAGCUGGACGAGAUGACAGUGCGUUCUUGAUAUGGGCGUUGGAUAAUAACGCGAUAGUGGCUCCUCCAACCUCGAGAGAUGAUACUCCAAUCACCGUGGCUGUGAGGUAUCGGAGAUACGAGAACCUGAAGUGUCUUCUAGAUGACAUUCUUUUCACUGCGCCGGAGUCUCUGGUGGAGUUUCUGGCUACGCCGAGUACAAGCUAUGGGCCACCUCUCAUACAGGCCAUUGAGAUCUCCGACAUUACAAGCCUGACUGAGCUUGUGGUAGCUGACAGGAUUGCCGAGCCGCUGGUUAAGAAGGAUAUCGAUGAGUAUCAAAGCAGGCGGCUCACUGCUUUUACUGAUGCACUGUGUACUGCUAUUAGGAAGCAAUCGGAUGAGGCUGCGAUGCUAUUGAUCAAGUCUAUGAGCAACAUCUCAUCUACAAGCUCGUCAGGAGAGACACCUCUUCAUACGGCAGUGAAAGCGGAAGACGAGAAGAUGGUCAAAGCGUUGCUUGAGAACGGGGCACAGGUGAACGUACCGCAUCGUGACACCGGGGAAACACCAUUCGCAGCUGCAACAGUCGCCAAUCUGACAAGUAUCAAGGCUAUUCUGAGCGAGAAGCAAGUAGACUAUCAGCCCCAAGAUAUCAUUGCUGCAGCCAAAGCUGGAGACGAAGGCCUGGUUGCAAAAGUCCUGGCUGUGUAUCCUGACGACCAGUACAAUCAGAGAAAGGCACUAUUCACCGCACGGAAACUACGACAGAAGAAGAUUGAGAAGACACUCUUGGAAAUCUUGCCAGCACAGGCUCAAUCUUCCCUGGUAGACGAUAUAACCAGAAAUGCAUACGGUGAUACAGUUCUUCACCAGGCGGUUCGUGCGAUGAACCCUGAGAAACUCAAGUCCUUGUGCAGCGGGUGUGAUAAAGAGCUUCUGGAUGCUCAUGAUCUUGGUGGCGACUCUGCACUGAUGCUUGCUAUACGGAUGUGCCACUGGAGCGGCGCUGAGGUUUUGGCUAAAGAAGGGGCGGAUAUAAAUGAGGCGCUUGAGAAGGCACAUGCCGCGAAGUGCGAUAUUUGGAUUGAUAAGCUGAACGAGCUUCAGAAUCGUUAUGGUAGGGUCAGGCAGCGCCUGUUUGCUCCUGGGAGUGGUAGAUUAUAAGAUUAGCUUUUGAUAGCCUGUCCUUAGCCUGGUGUGGCAGUAAGCGAUAGUGGUCACCGUUACCUACAAUUCUACAGAAAGGUUGAGGUGACAGCCAACCAAACAAGAAACCAUGUAAAAAGAACCUCCACUAGUUCACUGUAUACCUACUA